This is a messenger RNA of Mycena citricolor, 3452 nucleotides long. NCBI's taxonomy places the organism in Eukaryota, Fungi, Basidiomycota, Agaricomycetes, Agaricales, Mycenaceae. The record is from the annotation of a GenBank genome assembly.
UUAGGAACUGUUGGUUGGGCUAUCUUACUUUUAUGAACACAAACCCUGCAUGCUCAGCCAGCAUCCAAAUAUCCUUGGGCGCUCCGCAGGCUCCUCCUCCUCGCGCACAUAGUUUGAUCUUCGCGGCGUGAACGCGACGCAUCGGGUAGAUUGCUAUUAUCGACCGGAUGUAUGCGUUCUCCUCGAUUUUGCUAGAUCUUCCUGGGCUUUUUGAGGGAUCACCAGGAGGCAAAUCCAGAAUGGAUGUCCGGAAAUGAGUAUUGACAAAAUAACAUGCCCUUCGUCUCGAAUGUCAUGCAAAUGUCUCGUCGGCGUUCUGCUGAUAAUUGGGACGCGGACCGCAUCAUGAGUGGAUACUCUGUCAGCACUAGUCUUCAAGGUCUAACUAAAAAGACAUCGGCGAUCGAGACGUAUAAAGCCGCGCGUAGUCACUCCCUCACGAAUCUGCCCUCCCCUGCAUCACCAUCCCACGCCAUCCCACCCAUGAUCGACUUCCAGAGCCUCCCGCGCGACGAGAUGGAGGCCAUGUGCACCCCGCUGCACCUCAUCCUCCCUCCCCCAACAACGACAGCGGCACGCGACCCCGCGGCGGCGCCCGGGCCGUCGUCCUCCGGCGGCGGCGCGCUGUACCUCGGCUCCAUGGCCGCGGUCCUCGAGCCCGACACCCUGCGCGCGCACGGCAUCACGCACAUCGUCCAAGCGCUCGAAACGCCCUGGGCGCCGCAGCCCGAGAUCGACGCCAGCGCCAGCGAUGCCGUGCCGGGCGGCUCCGGGCGGACGAAGUUCGUGUACCACCGCAUCGACAUCGAGGACGACGCGUCCGCGCCGCUGCAGCCGCACCUGGAGGACGCGUGCGACUGGAUACGGGACUCGUUGGAGGUGGGAAACGUCCUGGUGCAUUGCCAGCAGGGCGUCUCGCGCAGUCCGUCCCUUGUCAUUGCGUACUGCAUCCGCGAACGACACAUGUCGUACGACGAGGCAUUCGCAGCCGUCAAGAAGGCAAGGCGGUGUAUCAAGCCGAAUGCGGGGUUCGUCAGAACGCUGAGGGAGUGGGAGGGGACGUGCCGCGGUGUGGAGAAAGAGCAGAUAAAUCGAAAAGCAACUGAACGAAGGCGAGACGCUGUUGCCGAAUCUCGACAUGACGAAAGGACGGCCUCCGGGACCGCAAGUAGCACCCAGACAUUGUCACCACACACGUCUUGAAUGACAAGUUACACUCCUUGCUCCGAAAACACGAUGAACCCGCUGCUUCAGCAGUCCGAUUUCGCUAUCAAGAACCAGUCAUGAACCAUCCAUCGUCCAGCAGGGCAGAUAUCUCGCAAAGGCCUUGUAAACAUGUCGAGAGUAAGGUUGCAAGGCAUUUGUUGGGCCGGUAAAUGCGAAAGAGAGCCGGGCUGAAAGGUAUGCUGACCUAAUCGCCAUGCCCAAGACUGAGCUGUAAAGUAUUUUCGCGAUGGAGUAAGCUCGACUGGACAUCCUGUCCAAGACAAACGUGUCUCUCCAUGCCUUGAUGUCCCGAGUACCACAUCCUCUCCUCGAGGCAACGUUGCGCUAUCUCGAUCGAACUAUGCACCGUCUCUGCACCGUCCAUGUGCAUAUCGAGGAACGAAACGAGCGUUUGUAGCAAUCUCAGCAUCCGUUCCCAUGUGCGCAAUCCCUCCCGAUAAACCAUCUCAGGUUGUCAGCUUAGUCUGUCCCCGAUCUCGAAUUCGCAGUAGAGGUCAGGGCCGUGCGCGGCACCAUGCGAUACUUUCCCCUAGCGUCUCUGUGACUGGGUGCGGGGACGCGGUUUUCAAAUAUGCCAAGCAUCCUGGGUUGUUGAGCAUGCUAUAAGUCCACAGAAAGCCGUUCUCGGCUUCGUUCCCUCCCAAUAAACCAUCUCAGGUCAUCAGCUUAGUUUGCCCCCCACCUCGAAGUCGCAGCACGUGUUAGGACCGGGUAUGGCAUCACGCGAUAGUUUCCAGCCCAGCGUCUCCAGGAUCGGGUGCGGAGAUGCAGUUUUCAUAUCGACCGAGCAUCAGGAUUGUCGAGCAUGGCCAAGUCCACAGACAGUUGUUUCGGCUCCGUCCUAAUCCCUUGCAAAGCAUGACCUGGGCGCUACCGAAGUUCGUAGAGCGGAGGGAUGAUAUUCUAGCCCCGAUGGAUCAUUUCGCCAGCGGAGAUGGACUGGGGUCGUGCGUUGUAUCGGGGCGUGGUGUGGGCGUGCUUCGGAAGGCCCUCGCACCUUGAGCGGAAGGAAACGGAAACGAUCCCCGGAUCGCCUGGGUAUCGCAGUCGAGUGAAGAUCCGCCGUUCCUGGUCCAAGGAUUGGAUCCACACCGAGCAAAUGCAUGGGCUAAUGGAGCUCGACGGAUCGUCGAUGUAUCCACAUAUCUGUCGUGGUAGAGACCUUAGUUCUUCAAAACCGCGUGCAUGUGCCUCCAUUGACCCCUCACUCCACAUGCAUUCGCCCCAUCCACUGAUCAGCGGCGCAGUUCGCCAGUGUGGACAGCGCUCUGCGUCCAUGAGCAGCCUCCAACACUUCCUUGCCUCCUCUUCGCCAGUGCACCAGCGGACCGCCAUCGUCACUGGCGCCGGGCGCGGAAUCGGGAAAGCCGUGGCUCUGCGUCUGGCGCGGGACGGCUACGACGUCACUGUCAACGACCUUCCUACCCAGCAGCCAUCCAUCGACACCACUGUCUCGGAGAUCCGUGCCCUCGGUCGUGCCGCGCACGGUUUCGCAGCAGACGUGACGGACGCGUCCGCCGUCGACGCGCUCGUGGCCUCGUCCGUGCAAACCCUCGGCCCGCUAUCCACCAUGAUCGCAAACGCAGGCAUCGUCCAGGUGAGACCGCUGCUGGACACCUCAGCAGACGAGGUGCGGCACAUGAUGGACGUCAACCUCGUGGGUGUGCACAACUGCCACCGGUCCGCGGCGCGCCAGAUCCUGGCGCAGGGCACCAAAGGGAAGCUGAUCGCCGCCUCCAGCGUCGCGGCGUUCCGCUCGAGGAGCCUGCGCGGGACGUACUGCGCGUCCAAGUUCGCGGUGCGCGCGAUGACGCAGGCGUGGGCGGAAGAGCUGGCGAAGCGCGGGAUCACGGUGAACGCGUACGCGCCGGGGAUCGUGGACACGUCGAUGUGGAGGAAGAUCGAGGCGGAGAUGCGUGCGUAUGGCGUGGGCGAGGCGGCGGCGGCGGCGGAGAGCGGCGGUGCUGUGCGGAAGACGGGGGAGGAGGCUACGUCGCUGCCGCGUUUGAGUGUCCCGGAGGACGUGGCCAACCUUGUGAGCUUCCUAGCAAGCGAAGAAGCGGAUUGGAUCACCGGGGAAACAUAUAUUAUGGAUGGCGAGGCGUUCAUGUAGGAUUCAAUACAGGUUCUGUUGAGGGCUAAGUAGUAGGCACAGCUCAAGAGGUGGCUGUGAGCACAAUUUGUCAUAGAUUUCCACGAUCAUUCCACGAUCACGUGAAAAACGC